CGUCUUCAUAUUGAAACUUUGUCUCCGACCAAGCAGCCACGAAAAUCUUCAAAAUCUUUAGCUCCUUUUGCCUGUCCUCAUGAACAUUGUCCAAAAACUUUUACGCGACAAUACAAUUUAAAAUCUCAUCUUCGUACUCAUACUGAUGAAAGACCUUUUGUAUGUAAUUAUCCUGGUUGUCCAAGAGCAUUUGCUAGACAACAUGAUCUUAAACGUCAUCAAAAAUUACAUCUGGGAUUAAAACCUCAUGUAUGUCAAAAUUGUGGUCGCGCUUUUGCAAGAUUAGAUGCUUUAAAUCGUCAUUUAAGAAGUGAUAACGCAGCUCAAUGC
Messenger RNA from Rhizophagus irregularis DAOM 181602=DAOM 197198, 330 nucleotides. The record is from RefSeq and is a predicted model, not a curated record. Lineage: Eukaryota; Fungi; Glomeromycota; Glomeromycetes; Glomerales; Glomeraceae.